GGUCUCGUCGCCGCCCGUCCUCUGAGCCGCGAUGGUCAGCAGGUGGCUGCUGUCGGCGCUGGUGCUGGCCGCCGUUCUGGCCGGCCUGCACGGCGUGCCCUGCUCCAGGAGCUCCUCCGAGUCGGAGGAGGCCUCAGCAGAUGGGAGCGGGGUGCAGCCUGCGGAGGACGUCCCGGAGCAGCCUGCCGACCAAGCCUCGGGCGACGUGGAGCAGCUGACGUCCGGCGGCUCCGUCCAUUCUGGGGAUAACACGUGCACAACAUGCAGCGAACGCCUGCGUCACAGGACACUGAGUGGCAGUGGUAGUGAGGAGGUGGACAGCUCCGAGAUCACUGGUCAGCCGUGUACUGUGUGCGGGAAGAGCUCGUGCGGCGGUGCGGACGGCGGUAGCUGCACGCACCGGGCGCGCCUGCAGUCCGGCCGGCACCGGCAUCAGUCCGGCUAUCGCCGGCGACGGGAAAGCUCCGGCGGAAGAAGAGCGUCUGGUAAUCAGAUGGAGAUCAAGUUUGAUGAACAAACACUCCCAACCUUCUACAUCUCUUCUGCUCUCAAACCCAACAUGAUUUCCGUGCCAGCCGACACAUUGCAGAAGGCCAUUAUUUGGGUGCUUAGCCGAAGAAUAUACAAUGUCAUCGAGGCUGAAGGGAAAUACUUCUGCCUGAAAAGCCUGCCCAUCGAAGAGCUCAAAUCGACGGCAACGGAGGCUGGCGAUGGCGCAAUGAAACUGUUCAAAUUUGAUAAAUCGAAGGUGAUCAAAAGUUCCAGGCGACGAAGAGGAAAGUGUGGUGGAAGACGGACCUCUGGUGAUAAGCUUGACAUCAGCGUUAAUAAAAAAAUGCUGAAAAUCUCCUAUCUGCCAUCUUCCUUGAAACUGAACAUGAAUUCGGUACCCAAAGGCAGCUUGAGGAAAGCUCUCAGAUGGGUACUACGCAGAGGAAAAUACAUCGUCAUCGAGAAGAAUGGCCAAUAUUAUUUCCUCGAAGACGACAGCGUGCCGGAUGAUCAGUUAAAAUCAUCUCCAACGGAAGCUGGGGACAAUCCGCUGAAGGUCAUCACGAUCAACAAGUCGAUGGUGUUCAUACGUACGAGGCGUUCCAGGCGACGAAGAGGAAAGUGUGGUGGAAGACGGACCUCUGGUGAUGAGCUUGACAACAGCGUUAAUAAAAAUAUGCUGAAAAUCUCCUAUCUGCCAUCUUCCUUGAAACUGAACAUGAAUUCGGUACCCAAAGGCAACUUGAGGAAAGCUCUCAGAUGGGUACUACGCAGAGGAAAAUAUAUCGUCAUCGAGAAGAAUGGCCAAUAUUAUUUCCUCGAAGACGACAGCGUGCCGGAUGAUCAGUUAAAAUCAUCUCCAGCGGAAGCUGGAGACAAUCCGCUGAAGGUCAUCACGAUCAACAAGUCGAUGGUGUUCAUACGUACGAGGCGUUCCAGGCGACGAAGAGGACCGUCUGGUGAUGAGGUUGACAGCGUUGAUAAAAAUAUGCUGAAAAUCUCCUAUCUGCCAUCUUCCUUGAAACUGAACAUGAAUUCGGUACCCAAAGGCAACUUGAGGAAAGCUCUCAGAUGGGUACUACGCAGAGGAAAAUACAUCGUCAUCGAGAAGAAUGGCCAAUAUUAUUUCCUCGAAGACGACAGCGUGCCGGAUGAUCAGUUAAAAUCAUCUCCAGCGGAAGCUGGAGACAAUCCGCUGAAGGUCAUCACGAUCAACAAGUCGAUCGUGUCCAAACGUACAAAGCGUUCCAGGCGACGAAGAGGACCGUCUGGUGAUGAGGUUGACAGCGUUGAUAAAAAUAUGCUGAAAAUCUCCUAUCUACCAUCUUCCUUGAAACUGAACAUGAAUUCGGUACCCAAAGGCAGCUUGAGGAAAGCUCUCAUAUGGGUACUACGCAGAGGAAAAUACAUCGUCAUCGAGAAGAAUGGCCAAUAUUAUUUCCUCGAAGACGACAGCGUGCCGGAUGAUCAGUUAAAAUCAUCUCCAACUGAAGCUGGAGACAAUCCGCUGAAGGUCAUCACGAUCAACAAAUCGAUGGUGUUCAAACGUACAAAGCGUUCAAGGCGACGAAGAGAACCUUUUAGUGGAAGAAGAGCCUCUGGUGAUAAGCUUGACUUUAGCUUUGAUGAAGAAAUGCUGAAAAUUUCGUAUCUGCCAUCUUCAUUGCAACUGAACAUGAAUUCGGUGCCCAGGAGCAAUUUGAGGAAAGCUCUUUUAUGGGUACUACGCAGAGGAAAAUACAGCGUCAUCGAGAAGGAUGGCCAAUAUUAUUUCCUCGAAGACGACAGCGUGCCGGAUGAUCAGUUAAAAUCAUCUCCAACGGAAGCUGGAGACAAUCCGCUGAAGGUCAUCACGAUCAACAAGUCGAUGGUGUUCAUACGUACGAGGCGUUCCAGGCGACGAAGAGGAAAGUGUGGUGAAAGACGGACCUCUGGUGAUGAGCUUGACAACAGCGUUAAUAAAAAUAUGCUGAAAAUCUCCUAUCUGCCAUCUUCCUUGAAACUGAACAUGAAUUCGGUACCCAAAGGCAACUUGAGGAAAGCUCUCACAUGGGUACUACGCAGAGGAAAAUAUAUCGUCAUCGAGAAGAAUGGCCAAUAUUAUUUCCUCGAAGACGACAGCGUGCCGGAUGAUCAGUUAAAAUCAUCUCCAACGGAAGCUGGAGACAAUCCGCUGAAGGUCAUCACGAUCAACAAGUCGAUGGUGUUCAAACGUUCCAGGCGACGAAGAGGACCGUCUGGUGAUGAGGUUGACAGCGUUGAUAAAAAUAUGCUGAAAAUCUCCUAUCUGCCAUCUUCCUUGAAACUGAACAUGAAUUCGGUACCCAAAGGCAACUUGAGGAAAGCUCUCAGAUGGGUACUACGCAGAGGAAAAUACAUCGUCAUCGAGAAGAAUGGCCAAUAUUAUUUCCUCGAAGACGACAGCGUGCCGGAUGAUCAGUUAAAAUCAUCUCCAGCGGAAGCUGGAGACAAUCCGCUGAAGGUCAUCACGAUCAACAAGUCGAUGGUGUUCAUACGUACGAGGCGUUCCAGGCGACGAAGAGGACCGUCUGGUGAUGAGGUUGACAGCGUUGAUAAAAAUAUGCUGAAAAUCUCCUAUCUGCCAUCUUCCUUGAAACUGAACAUGAAUUCGGUACCCAAAGGCAACUUGAGGAAAGCUCUCAGAUGGGUACUACGCAGAGGAAAAUACAUCGUCAUCGAGAAGAAUGGCCAAUAUUAUUUCCUCGAAGACGACAGCGUGCCGGAUGAUCAGUUAAAAUCAUCUCCAGCGGAAGCUGGAGACAAUCCGCUGAAGGUCAUCACGAUCAACAAGUCGAUCGUGUCCAAACGUACAAAGCGUUCCAGGCGACGAAGAGGACCGUCUGGUGAUGAGGUUGACAGCGUUGAUAAAAAUAUGCUGAAAAUCUCCUAUCUGCCAUCUUCCUUGAAACUGAACAUGAAUUCGGUACCCAAAGGCAACUUGAGGAAAGCUCUCAGAUGGGUACUACGCAGAGGAAAAUACAUCGUCAUCGAGAAGAAUGGCCAAUAUUAUUUCCUCGAAGACGACAGCGUGCCGGAUGAUCAGUUAAAAUCAUCUCCAACCGAAGCUGGAGACAAUCCGCUGAAGGUCAUCACUAUCAACAAGUCGAUGGUGUUCAUACGUACGAGGCGUUCCAGGCGACGAAGAGGACCGUCUGGUGAUGAGGUUGACAUCAGCGUUGAUGAAAAGACGCUCCCAAUCUCCUACUUGCCGUCUUCGUUAACGCUGAACACAGUGUUGCUGCCUUAUAAUAAUUUGAGAACAGUUAUCAGAUGGGCACUGCAUCACAGAAUAUAUAACAUCAUCGAAAAAGAUGGCAAAUACUUCUAUUUGGAAGACGGUGAUAUACCUGAAGAACAAGAGAAGUUAUCAGCAACGGAAGCUGGAGAUAAUCCGUUGAAGGUCAUCACGUUGAGCAAAUCAAUGGUUAUUAACAGCAUUUCUGAUGAUAAAAAGCGACCGGAACUUCAACCAGCAAGUGAGACAGAUCAGCCCGAAGACAAUCAGGCGGGAAGUGAAGACCAGCCCGAGGAUCCGGGAAAGUCCCUAUCAAAGAGCCUUCUGGAACCAGAACCUCAGCCUGAACAACAGCUGGAUACUCCGCAAGAGGAAGAGUCACAGUCAGACACUCAGCCAGAGGCACAGCCGGAGGCUCAGCCAGAGACUCAACCAGAUGCUCAGUCAGAGGUGCAGCCUGAGGAACAACCGGAGGCUCAGCCAGAGCAGCCGGAGGCGCAGCCAGAGGCUCAGCAGGAGACCGAGCCAGAGACUCAGCCAGAGGCUCAGCCAGAUGUUCAGCCUGAGGAACAGGCUAAACCUGAGGAGCAGCCAGAGGCCCAACCGGAAGAUUUGCUAGAGGCCCAGCCGGACGCUCAGCCACAGACCGAGCCUGAGAUUCAGUCGGAGGUACAGCCAGAGACUCAGCCAGAUUCUCAGCCAGAGGCGCAGCCUGAGGAACAGCCAGACACCCAACCGGAGGAUCUGCCGGAGGAACGGCCAGAGGUCCAACCGCAGGCUCAGUCAGAGAUCCAACCAGAGGCUAAGUCAGAGACCCAGCAAGAAGCCCAGCCAGAGAUCCGGCCGGAAGUGGCGUCUGAGGAACAGCCGGAUGCUCAGCCAGAAGCUCAACCAGAUACCAAGGUGGAGACUCAACCAGAAUCUCAGCCAGAGCAACAGCCAGAGGCGAGGCCUGAAGAACAGCCAGAUUCACGACCGGAGUCGCAGUCAGAAACUCAGCCAGGGGAACAGCCAGAGGCUCAACCAGAUGCCGAGCCGAAGGUGGAGCCAGAGACGGAAUUAGAGGCGCAGCCAGAGGCCCAGCCUCAGCAACAGCCGGAGGCACAGCCAGGGGCCCAGCCAGAUGCCGAGCCCGAGACUCAACCAGAAUCUCAGCAAGAGGAGCAGCCAGAUGCCCAACCGGAGGCGCAGCCAGAGGCUCAGCCAGAUGCCGAGCCCGAGACUCAACCAGAAUCUCAGCAAGAGGAGCAGUCAGAUUCCCAACCGGAGGCGCAGCCAGAGGCUCAGCCAGAUGCCGAGCCCGAGACUCAACCAGAAUCUCAGCAAGAGGAGCAGCCAGAUUCCCAACCGGAGGCGCAGCCAGAGGCUGAGCCAGAUGCCGAGCCCGAGACUCAACCAGAAUCUCAGCAAGAGGAGCAGCCAGAGACCCAACCGGAGACGCAGCCAGAGGCUCAGCUAGAGGAGCAGCCAGAGGCUCAGACCGAGGAGCAGCCGGAACCCCAACCGGAGGCACAGCCAGAUACUCAGCCAGAGACCCAGCCGGAGGAACAGCCAGAGGCACAACCUGAGGAACAGCCGGAAGCCCAACCAGAUGCCCAGCCAGAGGCUCAGCCAGAGGCUCAUCCAGAUGCCGAGCCAAAGCCUCUACCAGAAUCUCCGCAAGAGGAGAAGCCAGAAACGGAGCCUGAGGAAAAGACGGAGGCCCAACCGGAGACGCAGCCAGAGGCUCAGCCCGAGGAACAGCCGAAUGCCCAACCGGAGGCACAACCAGAGGCACAGCCAGAGGCUCAGCCAGAGGCCCAGCCAGAUGCCCAGUCAGCGGCCCAGCCAGAUGCCAAGCCAGAGACUCUACCAGAAUCUCAGCAAGAGGAGCAGCCAGAAGCGGAGCCUGAGGAACAGCCAGAGGCCCAGCCGGAGACGCAACCGGAAGUCCAACCGGAAGCGGAGCCAGAGGCUGAGCCAAAGGUUCAAUCAGAAUCUCAACCAGAGGAGCAACCAGAGGCACAACCUGAGGAACAGCCAGAUGAUCAAACAGAGGCCCAGCCGGAGACUCAGCCAGAAUCUCGGCCAGAGGAUCAGACAGAGAAGCAGCCUGAGGCUCAGCCAGAGGAACAGCCAGAACCCCAACCGGAGGCACAACCAGAGCCUCAGCCAGAGGCCCAACCAAAUGCCGUGUCAGAGACGCAAGAAUCUCAGAAAGAGGAGCAGCCAGAAGUGGAGCCUGAGGAGCAGCCAGAGGCGCAGCCUGAGGAACAGACAGAGGAUCAACCAGAGGCACAGCCGGAUAAUCAGCCAGAAUCUCGGCCAGAGGAGCAGACAGAGGAGCAGCCAACUGAACAGCCGGAAACCAAGCCAGAUGCCCAGCCAGAGGCUCAGCCAGAGGCCCAGCCAGAUGCCGAGCCAAAGACCCAGCCAGAAUCUCAGCAAGAAGAGCAGCCAGAGGCGCAACCUGAGGAACAGCCACAGGCCCAGCCGGAGACGCAGCCAGAGGCUCAGCUAGAGAAGCAGCCAGAGGAGCAGUCAGAGGCUCAAUCAGAGGAACAGCCGGAAGCCCAACCAGAUGUCGCGCCAGAGGCUCAGCCAGAGGCCCAGCCAGAUGCCGAGCCAGAGACUCUACCAGAAUCUCAGCAAGAGGAGCAGCCAGAAGCUGAGCCUGAGAAACAGCCAGAGACCCAACCGGAGACACGGCCGGAGGCUCAGCUAGAGAAGCAGCCAGAGGCUCAGCCCGAGGAACAGCCGGAAGCCCAACCGCAGGCACAGCCAGAGGCUCAGCCAGAGGCUCAGCCAGAGGCUCAGCCAGAGGCCCAGCCAGAUGCCGAGCCAGAGACUCUACCAGAAUCUCAGCAAAAGGAGCAGCCAGAAGCGGAGCCUGAGGAACAGCCAGAGGCUCAACCGGAAGCGCAGCCAAAGGCUGAGCCUGAAGUUCAGCCAGAAUCUCAACCAGAGGAACAACCAGAGGCACAGCCUGAGGAACAGCCAGAGGUUCAACAAGAGGCACAGCCGGAGACUCAACUAGAAUCCCAGUCAGAUGAGCAGACAGAGAAGCAGCCAGAGGCUCAGCCAGAGGAACAGCCGGAAGCCCAACCAGAUGCCCAGCCAGAGGCCCAGCCAGAUGCCGAGCCAGAGACUCUACCAGAAUCUCAGCAAGAGGAGCAGCCAGAAACGGAGCCUGAGGAACAGCCAGAGGUCCAACCGGAGACGCAGCCGGAAGCCCAACCGGAAGCGCAGCCAGAGGCUGAGCCUGAGGUUCAGCCAGAAUCUCAACCAGAAGAACAACCAGAGGCACAGCCUGAGGAACAGACAGAGGUUCAACAAGAGGCACAGCCGGAAACUCAGCCAGAAUCUCAUCUUGAGGAGCAGACAGAGAAGCAGCCAGAGGCUCAGCCCGAGGAACAGCCGGAACCCCAACCAGAGGCACAGCCAGAGGCUCAGCCAGAGGCCCAGCCGGAGGAACAGCCAGAGGUUCAACCAGAGGCCCAGCCGGAAACUCAGCCAGAAUCUCAGCCAGAGAAGCUGACAGAGAAGCAGCCUGAGGCUCAGCCAGAGGGUCAACUGGAUACAGAGCCAGAGACUCAACCAGAAUCCCAGUCAGAAGAACAGCCAGAGGCUCAAUUACAGGCACAGCCGAAGGCUCAACCAGAAUCUCAGCCAGAGGAGCAGUCAGAGGAGCAGCCUGCGGUUCAGUCAGAGGAACAGCCAGAGGCGCAGCCGGGAAGUCAGCCGGAGGUUUCGUCAAACCCAGUGGAAGUCACAUAUGCCAAGAGUGUACUGGAGCCUGCUUCAAGCUCAUCAGAGAGGCUACAAAUUUUCUUCCUACCGUCUUCGUCUAAGCUCAAGAUGGUCUCGGUGCCUAGGAAGACUUUGGGAAAGGCUAUAAAAUGGGUUCUUCAAAAAGGAAAAUACAAUAUCAUCGAAAAGAACGGGCAAUACUUUUAUUUGGAAGACGAUACCGUGCCGGAAGGUCAAGAGGAGUCAUCGCCAACGGAAGCCGGAGACAAUCCGUUGAAGGUCAUCAAGUUAAACAAAUCGAUGUUGACAAGACGCGCCGUUAAGAUUGUAGUGCCAUUGGGAUCUGGUGAUGCUGCAUAUCCCGAUUCCGGCAUUCAUCCUAUCCGGCCCGCCGAGAAUGAGCAGGUCGAUAAGCAGAGCCCAGAACAGAACAAAGUGCGGAGACGUUCGUCCACUGGGCGGUCAGGUGCUCCCCGUAAGCAGACCUGUGACCGAAGCAAGUCAGGAGGAACCAUAGACGAGAAAGCACGAAGCCCUUCCACCUCGGGGAAAACAUGCAACCGAAACAAGUCUGAACGCGUUAGGAAAGUCUCACGGAAUGGUGCCAAGCCGCAAGGAGGCCGGAACAGGCGGCAGCCUGGCAAGCGAUUCCGUGCCGUCCCGAAGCGGAACAUGCAAUUACCACGCCAAGGAUGGCUAGAAAGAAGGCGAAAGUGGAAAGCCAAGAUGAAAAAGCUGCAAGCAGAGAGGAAAAGGCUAAUGGAAGAGAGACGAAAACAAUGGGAACUUAGAAAGCGCAACAAGCCUGCCAGUAGACGUUGGAGGCGACAGGGAAAAACAAGAUCUGGAAAGGGAGCAAAGAUGGGAGGAAAACCUAGAAAAGGCUGUGGAAGAAAAGCCAGGUCUAGACGUGGGAAGAGCUGUGGAAGAACGAGAGGACAACCUCGCGGAUGGCGUAGAGCACGUAGAUGGGGAUGGCGACGGGGAUGGAAAUGGAACGGAAGACCCAAGGCCCUGUAUACCGGAAGACGGAGAGCAGUGGGAAGGAGGAGAGGAGCGAUCCGUAAAGAAGAUUACCGCGUAUCGUUCACCGACAAUGGAAUGAUCUCCUUUACCGUGUACAAUAGGAAGCUGCCAAAGUUCUUCAUGGCGUCCGAGGUUCCGGGCGUCGACCUGGUGCCGGUGCCGGCCGAGACUCCAGAGGCCGCCGCGUUCUGGGUUCGACGUCACCGAAUGCGCUUCCUCAUCAUCUCUAACAAGCAAUACUUCUACCCGUCCACGGGCAAGCUUCCCGUGGAGAAGCUGAAGGCGUCUCCCUCUGACGUCACUGGUGACAGUGUUGAGGUCGUCAUCGUCCAGGCUCCGCGCAAGAAACGGCCGUCAAAGUCUGAAGCCCCGGAGAAACCAGCGCGAGGUUACGAGAUAAAGAAAACUCCAAAGGGACUGUUGCAGGUCACAGUUGAAGGAAGUAA
Amphibalanus amphitrite is the source of this 8949-nucleotide messenger RNA. RefSeq lists its product as uncharacterized. The transcript has 47 exons. The annotation marks the transcript as partial. NCBI's taxonomy places the organism in Eukaryota, Metazoa, Arthropoda, Thecostraca, Balanomorpha, Balanidae. The record is from RefSeq and is a predicted model, not a curated record.